Adineta steineri is the source of this 444-nucleotide messenger RNA. The record is from the annotation of a GenBank genome assembly. NCBI's taxonomy places the organism in Eukaryota, Metazoa, Rotifera, Eurotatoria, Adinetida, Adinetidae.
AUGUCAGCAUUUACUCAGCUUCAUUGUGGCGGUCGAACUUGUCCUCAAUGUGGAAAAUGUUGUGAUUGGGUUCCCUCUUAUUGCGCUAACUAUAAGCGUCGUGAUGACGGAACUUGCGCUGAUAAUACUGACACUCUUUAUGAAGUUCUUUUUCGUACUGUGAUUGCCGUUGCUGAUGCUCGUCCUUCUGCUCGUAUAUCUCAAAGAAUUCCCCGUGGCCAUGCUGUUAAUCAUUGUCGUAGUGCAGUUGAUGAUCUUAACGCUGCGCUUAAUGCUGCUAUUUGUGAUGGUGAUCUUCGUAAGAUUGUUAUUGAUGCUUUUACUCGUGCCAAAAUGAUUGCUUCUAAUAUUGAUCGUGCUCGUGAUGAAGAUGGUCUUGCUAUUCUUGAAGCUAGUAAAGCUGUUCGACAUGCUCAGCAUGAUCAUGUAUGCCAAUGUAAAUAA